ACGUCUUUUUCAUAUACUUAACAGAUGGAACACCCAGGUGCUGUCAUGUGACUCUUUCCUGGGUUUAUAAUUACCAAUGUUGGUGAAAGGUGUCUUCAUGCAGCUUAUGUUUGGCCUUGUAAAUAAAUUAGUAUUUGUACCUACUCCAAAAUGUCAGUGCCUUCUUCUAUUCUAUGCAGAAUAUAUAUUGUUAUGUAUCUGGUUAAGUUUAGAGAUGGCACUGUAAAUACAAUAUAGAAAAGUAAAUUAUAGAGAAGUACAGUCACUACACCAAACAGUUGGAUGAGUGUUUAUUAAUAUUUAUGAUUAUUUUGCGCCCAGAUUCAAGGCACUACAGAGUAAAAAGUGCCACACAGUUCUUUCUCAGUAACGCAAUGUCGGUACUGCUUGGUGAAUAUUUUUAAAGAGCCCCUAUUAUGCUUUUCUUUUGUGUUUCCCGUCAUUAAGUGUGUUAUUUAGUUUUGUUGUGUAUGUAAUAUAUGUAUAAAGUACAAAAAAAUGUUGUCACUCCAAAAGGAGCUUUCUCUCCCACAGAAAAAAGCACUUCUCUUCAACUGCCUGAAACGCAUCGUCUGCAUUCCUGCCUUAAAUUCCCCAAUCAUUGACAUAGACAAUUAAAAAAAGCCCGUUGAGCAGCACGCCCUCUCCCUAAAGAGAAGAUAGGAGGCCCUGGAAGCAGGCAGGUCGGCAUUGAACGAUUUGUUUGGACUAAAUUGAUCAUGUCCCAGUGGAGGCGUUGUGUGCUUGGGUGAGCAAGCGUAACACAAUUGUUUGGGCUUCCAAAAGAAGAAGAAAAGAAGAAUCUGUGGCUUGAAUUUAUUCAUGGAACUCACCCUGAUCAAUACAACCUCAACAUUGUUUUGUGUUUUCAGCAUUUUACCAAGGAUAGUUUUGUGAACUGGGCACAGUUCAACUCGGGGUUUUCCAAGCGUUUGUUGCUGAAAGACGGGUCAGUUCCCACUUUGUCUGACCAACCUGGAGCUUUUGUAUCACAACUUGAGGACACUGGUACCACGGAAACUAGAUUUCAGGCAGUAGGAUGCCAGACUGACUAUCCACAAACCAUCUCAGUGGGCACACAGUCGGUGGCUUCUAAAAAGAUGUUUUCGGUCAGAACACAGUUAUCCAGGGGCACACUGAGAGAGCAUCACAUGAGAAGCAAAGGCUCCCAGGCAACGGUGUCUUGUGUCAGUGUUGGGACUAAAACCACAUCCCGCUGUGACUCCCCACUCUCUGCACCAUUUAAGGGCCAGUUAGUCAGACCUAGAAAGAGACCUUGUCUUGAGUUGGAGGAGGAAGAGGAAGCAGUCACUUCAGCAGAGCCUGUGGAGCUGCUAGACUCAACAUGUAACCAGGGCCACUUUGUUCUUACGAAGGAUACUGACACGUCGUUUGUGUCAAGAGCCACAUAUGCUAAUGAUAAAUAUGUUGUCUUUGAAAGCUGCUUCAGAGAGCUAUUUGACAACUGUCCAGUGUGCAAUACUAGGUGUGAUGUCCGGCUGCUACGAAUUGUGUGGCAUUCAACCAGUUUUGCCCAAAAUGCAACUACUCGAGGCCGUGGCAGAGCCAGCCCAUGGUUCGAAGUACCCCUGUUGGCAACCUUCUGUUGUCAGUAGCCACAUAUUUCACAGGUGCAUCCUUCAUACAACUGGAAAAGAUAUGGAAGGCCAUGCAGCUCCAGAUUUUUUCCGUACGACACCUUCAGGAUGCAUGCUAGGAAUUUCUUGGAGCCAGCUAUUAUCCUCAAAUGGACAACGGACCAGCAGAAUCUUUUGCAGCAGCUAAAGCAGAAGGGAACGCUCAGACUCUCAGACUUUGUGGAGACAUGCGAGCAGACUCACCAGGCCAUUCAGCUAAGUAUGUCAGUAACACCAUGAUGCACCUGGAGAGCAACACUAUUUUGGACCUUCAGCUUGUUCAGCUUUGUAAUUUCAUCCACCCCCCACCAGAGCAUUGAAGUAUGUGGUAGGUACCAUAUGGUGGAGGAGGGAUUGAAAAGAUGCCUAGAUAUUCUUGAAUCAAAUGCUUUGGCAGUGGACUACAUUGUUACUGACCGCCAUCCACAAAUUCAGAAGUUUCUUAGGGAAAGAAACAUCACACAGGUUUAUGACGUGUGGCACUUUGUAAAAGGUUUGUCCAAGAAACUGGGCAAAGUGGCAAAAAAACAGGCAGUGUGUGGUGCUGAGAAAGUGGCUGCGCAGCAUAAAACAUCAUCUUUACUGGAGUGCCAACUCAUCAAAAACAGGGCCUGAAAAGGUGGCCAAGUGGACAUCCUUGGUCAACCACAUCCAAAAUGUUCACAAACAUGAAAACCCCAUCUUUCCCAAGUGUGAACAUCCGGACCGAGUGUUGAGGGAUCCGACAAAGUGGUUCCUACCAGCAUAUGUGGAUGACCUGAUGAGGCUCGUCUUCGAGGAGGUGUUUGAGGACCCAGUGCCAUUUGCUGAGGAGAUGAAUAAAAUCUCCAUCCCAAUGACCUGGUAUCCCAAUAUGAAAGACCUUUAAAGGAAGAAGCGGCUUCCCAACAUGUCUCCCUACUCAGUCAAGUGGCAGGCGGGUGCCGGCGUAUCAACCAGCCGGAUCAGGAAACUCCUGGCUUAUCCGAGUACAGCACAGGACUGGAAUACAAUCCUGACUCGAUCCUAAAUAUCCCCGGCCCCAGCACCUGCUAACAAAGCUGCGAUAGGCGAGAUGAUGAUCCAGUGACGACAUAGCUGUCCCUACAAACAAAGGAAAGCGGAAGGGCAUUUAAGCCAUAACAGUGAGUCACUGUUUCUCUCCCAUCUUGAAGAGCUGAAAUGGCUUACUCACAGGUCCGCCUGAAAAUUCUCCCCAGUGUUCGGUGUCUCUUCGAUAAAAUGGUGCAGGUGAAAGUAGAGGGACUCGCUCCUCACAAACAAGUUCAACUGAGGUCCAAAGUAGUUGAUGACAGAGGGGUGGUUUUCAAGGCUUCUGCUCUGUACAAAGCAGAUGAAACCGGCCUGGUGGAUGUCUACCGUGCACCCUCGCUGGGAGGAAGUUACACCGGAGUGGAGCCCAUGGGUUUGUUUUGGGCCCUGGCACCGGAGACGCCACACAGUAAACUUCUAAAGAAGAAUGUGCUCAGCCCAACACUGGUGGAGAUAGAAGCACUGAGUGGAGAGACUGGUGAGGUGUUGGCCUCUGAAACCAACGAGAGACGAUACAUGACAGAGGGGAUGAAGAGAACACCUGUGCAAGUGGGAAGAAUACGAGGAGUCCUCUUCGUACCGCCAGGAAAGGGACCGUUCCCAGGAAUAGUGGAUUUGUACACAUUUGGUGGACGUCUUACUGAGCCCAGAGCCAGCCUCUUGGCAAAUAAAGGUUUUGUUGUUCUUGCACUGGCCUAUACAGACUACCAGGAUUUACCAAAAAUACCUAAAAAGUUGGAAUUGGAGUACUUCGAAGAGGCUGUAUCUUAUCUGAGGGCACAGCCAGAGGUUAAAGGUCCGGGGAUUGGCAUCAUAGCAAUCUCUCACAGUGGCGGUUUGGCUUUGUCGAUGUCAUCUUUCUUCUCUGGGAUCUCAGCAACCGUCUGUAUUAAUGGCUGCAAUGCAAAUACUGUGAUUCCUUUACACUACAAAGACAUUGUUAUACCUCCACUUCCCCCUGUCAUGAAGAACAUUAAAAUCCUAGAGUCUGGGCUUGUAGAUGUACGAGAUGCCUUACCUGACCCCUCCUUGGAAAAGAACAGGGCGUCAUUGAUUCCGAUUGAACGGGCCAGCUGCCAGUUCCUGUUUGCCGUGUCGGAAGAUGACCGCAACUGGAAUAGUGUUUUUUUUGCCAAGCAGGCUGCUGCAACGCUAAAAAAUCAUGGCAAAGAGACUUUUCAGUUAGUAACAUACCCUAAAGCUGGACACUUUUUGGAAGUCCCUCACAUGCCUUUUUGUUCGUCUGGGUUUCAUGGAGCAGUAGGGAGUGAUGUGGUGUUUGGUGGGGAGCCAAAAGCCCAUUCUGAGGCUCAGCUCGACCUGUGGGGAAAAGUCCAGGAGUUCUUCAAGAGCCACUUGGACAACUAGUACUUGUUGGCAAGCGAUGCUGCAUCAAGUGUGUCAAGCGUCCCAGAACGGCUGUCAUUAGAAAUGCUUAAUCGUGCCAUUAGAUUCUAAUGAAUGACAUUUUCAAAGGGGUAUUCAAUUAUAUGAGUUUUAUGUUGAAGCUUUGGACUUUUUUGUGAAUUUAAUAAUACUGUGAUAUCCCUACUACUUUAAAAAAUUAAAAAAAGAACAAUUUAGAUGAUUGUAAGCAAUAAGUAAACAUGUUCUAUAUAAAUUAGUCUUACACUAAGCCAAUCAGCAGUUGCA
This is a messenger RNA of Etheostoma spectabile (orangethroat darter), 4322 nucleotides long. It is a transcript of the gene acot20, whose product is annotated as acyl-CoA thioesterase 20. Gene Ontology annotation, molecular function: fatty acyl-CoA hydrolase activity. NCBI's taxonomy places the organism in Eukaryota, Metazoa, Chordata, Actinopteri, Perciformes, Percidae. The record is from RefSeq and is a predicted model, not a curated record. The transcript has 12 exons. Gene Ontology annotation, biological process: fatty acid metabolic process; acyl-CoA metabolic process. Bases 2799 to 4037 code for a protein of 412 amino acids.